UGCCCGAAUCCUCCCCCUUUUCCCCUACCCGCUCCCCACUUCACACUCGCUUCCACUCCAUUCCAUCCCCGCCCCGCUCCGCUCGCCGCGCCGCGCAAUGCCUGCCCACGCGCUCGCCGCCAGGGGCCGCGGGCGGCGGCUUCCCAUUCCGCCGCGCUGACGAGAGGGCCUAUCUCGGUGUGGGGGGACGCUGCGGCCUGCGGGUGUUUGCUUGGUUCUGGAGGAGGGGGAGUGAGGCGAUGGGGAGGCAGCAGGAGGGGAAGCGGCGCGGGGAGAAGGACGGGAAGCGGAAGGGGACGGGGAAGGCUAAGGCUAAGGCGGCGGCGGUGGUGGUGGAGGACGCGGCGCCGGUGACCGGAUGCUGGAUCCGCUUCCCGCGCCUCCGCGGCUGCAUGUCGUCGCGCGCCAAGGUCGACUCCUCCACCAGCGGCGGCGGCGGGGAAAGCAAACCAGCGAUUGAUGGCUGCAAAGACUGCCAAGACCAAUCAGUCCCACCAGCCUCUUGUUCCACAACAACCAGUAACACCGGAAGUAUCUCACCUUCUUCCAUAGUUGGAGAGGAGCUUAAACUAGCUUUCCAACUGCGUAGAUUUACUUUUAAUGAACUGAAGUGUGCCACGAGAAACUUCCGACCUGAGAGUCUUCUUGGUGAGGGAGGUUUUGGCUGUGUCUUUAAAGGGUGGAUUGAGGAGAAUGGAACUGCUCCUGUUAAGCCAGGCACUGGAUUGACUGUUGCUGUCAAGACACUCAACCAUGAUGGGCUUCAGGGGCAUAAAGAGUGGGUGGCAGAAGUUGAUUUUCUUGGAAACCUUCAGCAUCCACACCUAGUGAAAUUGGUCGGUUACUGCAUUGAAGAUGACCAGAGGUUGCUCGUAUAUGAAUUUAUGCCCCGUGGAAGUUUGGAGAAUCAUCUUUUUAGAAAGUCGUUGCCUCUCCCAUGGGCUAUUAGAAUGAAAAUUGCUCUUGGUGCUGCCAAAGGCCUUGCUUUUCUUCAUGAAGAAGCCGAAAGACCAGUAAUAUAUCGGGAUUUCAAAACAUCCAAUAUUCUUUUAGAUGCGGACUAUAACGCGAAACUCUCUGAUUUUGGACUUGCUAAAGAUGGUCCUGAGGGUGAUAAGACUCAUGUAUCAACUAGAGUCAUGGGAACCUAUGGAUAUGCUGCACCUGAAUAUGUAAUGACAGGUCAUCUGACAUCAAAGAGUGACGUAUAUAGCUUUGGUGUGGUGCUACUAGAGAUGAUGACCGGUAGAAGGUCAAUGGACAAGAACAGACCAAAUGGGGAACAUAACCUAGUUGAAUGGGCGCGGCCCUAUCUCGGGGAACGACGCCGAUUUUACAAGCUUGUAGAUCCCCAUUUGGAUGGGAACUUCUCGAUAAAAGGCGCUCAGAAGACGGCUCAGCUGGCCCACGCCUGCCUCAGCCGUGACCCCAAGGCCAGGCCUCUGAUGAGCCAAGUGGUGGAGGUCCUGAAGCCUCUCCAGAACCUCAAGGACAUGGCCAGCACUUCCUACUUCUUCCAGUCCAUGCAACAUGAGCGGCGCACAGCCCUUGCCAGCCCACAAGGCAGUCAAAGCAUGAAGGCGCAGAGCACCUUUGCACGGAACGGGCAGCAGCCACUAAGAAGCCUCUCAUAUGGUCCGCAUGCUUCCCCGUACCGCCAGUCCCCAAGGCCUGAUGGCAAGAGGCAGUGAAACUCAUGGUGCUUAUCUUGCCACCAUGAUCGAUUUCAAGACCUGCGUUCCAUCCAGAACUGGAAGAUUGAUGGGACCUGCCGUGCUGUACCAUCCAUGGCAUCUCAGCUCCCUAAGCUGUGGAUAAAGCAGCGACGACGAUUGGUGGUGUGAAAAGUUUUUCUUGUUAUUGCCUAGAUUUUAGCUGUCCUAUGUUUACAAAAACUCUUGAUACCUUGACCCGGAAGGUGGGAUUAAACAGGGUUUUGGUCGUCUCUCAAACAAUGAUCAGGCAGCAGAUGCUUAGCUCUCUGAUCUGUUUAUUCAAACUGUCGGUCGCUUUGUAAUUAGUUGCCAUGUGGAGAAAAAGGUAAAAAGGAGGCAACGGAUGAAAGAUCA
Setaria italica (foxtail millet) is the source of this 2069-nucleotide messenger RNA. Its product is annotated as probable serine/threonine-protein kinase PIX7. Lineage: Eukaryota; Viridiplantae; Streptophyta; Magnoliopsida; Poales; Poaceae. Gene Ontology annotation, molecular function: ATP binding; protein kinase activity. Gene Ontology annotation, biological process: protein phosphorylation. The record is from RefSeq and is a predicted model, not a curated record. The coding region runs from base 240 to 1691 and encodes 483 amino acids. The transcript has 6 exons.